This is a messenger RNA of Aplysia californica (California sea hare), 1062 nucleotides long. RefSeq lists its product as uncharacterized. NCBI's taxonomy places the organism in Eukaryota, Metazoa, Mollusca, Gastropoda, Aplysiida, Aplysiidae. Bases 1 to 1062 code for a protein of 353 amino acids. Gene Ontology annotation, molecular function: G protein-coupled receptor activity. Gene Ontology annotation, biological process: G protein-coupled receptor signaling pathway. The record is from RefSeq and is a predicted model, not a curated record. The transcript has a single exon. Gene Ontology annotation, cellular component: membrane.
AUGACAACUGUUGUAUCAGAAACGUGUGUGCUAAACUGUACUGUAACUGCACCAGUGACGUCACACCCGGUUGUCUACAGUGUUGAGAUGAUCAGAAAUGUCAUCCGCACCACCAACAUGUGUAUAGCUGUGUUUGGCAUCCUCACAAAUCUGUGUAACGUGGAGAUAUUUCGAAGAACAGGUAUACUGGAAAGUGCGACAUCAAUCACUCUCUUUGCGCUCACAGUUACCGAUCUGCUUUCCCUUGUACUUUUUAUUGUGAAUCCACUUCUCGAUUUCCGGAUAGGAACGUCACCCCCUCUUGUCUACACGCUGUACGUCCAGGUGCUCUACAGUUUCCAGAUGACCUACAAAAUGUCCACCUUCUUCACGGUCUACCUCACGGUUCAAAAGUGUUGCUGCGUGGCGCUCCCGCUCAAGUUCAAAUUUAUUUUCACAAUCAAAAAAGUCCUGGCCACCCUACUUGUUCUUACACUAGUUUGCUUUGCCUGUUAUGCUCCUUUGUUUCUCAGUAUAGGAUUUCGGUGGGCAUUUAUCCCACGUUUGAACAAAACGGUAGUUAUUCCAAAUUAUUCGCCCUACCGGCAGACGAUAGUGAUCAUUUUGUACCCCCUGGUCUUGGCUGCAGACCCAACCAUCUCUCAGGUCGUGGUCAUCAGCUGUCUUUUUGUCCUAACCGGAAAACUCAAACAGGCGACAAAAUUCCGAAUGUCCUCAGAGUUGCCAGGAAGCAAGGAGCCGUCCAAGGGGGCACAACUCUCGGGAAAAGAGCUGAGGGCGGUGCAAUCUGUGGUGGUUGUGGCCGCCAUGUUUGUCGUCUGCAAUCUACCCAGCGUUCUCAUCAUGUACGCUUCCUAUGUGGAGCCAGAGUUCAACGACUUCAGACAGCUUGGAGAAAUCUAUAGCCUUGUGGGACUUGUCAGAAUCUCUCUGCUUCUUCUCUGCUCCUCUCUCAACAUCUUUGUGUACAUCACUUACAACUCCAGCUACAGACAGCAGGUGGCGGCUUUGUGGCGGAAACUUGGCACAACACGAAGUCUGGGAAAACGAGAGGAGAAAUAG